GAUGUCAACAUUGGAUCACCCAAAGCAAAAUUUAAAAUGCCCAAAUUUAAAAUGCCCAAAUUUAACGUCCCAAGCCUAAAAGGACCUGAGAUUGAUGGAAAUUUAGAUGGUCCAGAUGUUAAGGUAAAUGUACCCAAUGUUAAUCUUAAAGGUCCUAAAGCUGAUGUAGGAAUGCCAGAUCUUGAUAUUUCUGGUCCGUCUGGAAAAUUCAAAAAGCCAAAUUUUAACCUGCCUGAUUUUGGUCUAUCGGGUCCAAAGUUAGAUGGCCCUAACUUGGACCUGAAAUCACCUGACCUAGAUAUCUCUGGUCCCAAUCUCAGCGGUGGAAUAAAUGCACCAGACAUAAAGAUGCCCAAGGUUGAUCUUAAAAGCCCCAAACUGGACCUCAAUACCCCAAAGCUCAACUUAGACAUGCCAUCAGGGAAACUGGAGAUGCCAAAACUGGCAAAACCAAAGGCAGAGCUUCAUGCUCCAGACUGGGAUGUUAAUGCUCCGUCAGGAAAAUUGAAAUCUCCUAAAUUCAAUCUUUCAGGUACUUUGCCAAAGGGACCAAACAUGGACAUAAACACAGAUCUGAAAUCACCAGACUUUAGUCUGAAAGCUCCAAAGAUAAAGGGUGGAAUUGAUGCCCCUGACUUGGACUUGCCUAAUAUGGACCUUAAAGCUCCCAAGUUCAAUGUGAAUACUCCAGAUGUCAACAUUGGAUCACCCAAAGCAAAAUUUAAAAUGCCCAAAUUUAAAAUGCCCAAAUUUAACGUCCCAAGUCUAAAAGGACCUGUGAUUGAUGGAAGUUUAGAUGGUCCAGAUGUUAAUGUAAAUUUACCCAAUGCCAAUCUUAAAGGUCCUAAAGCUGAUUUAGAAAUGCCAGAUGUUGAUGUUACUGGUCCAUCUGGGAAAUUCAGAAAGCCAAAUUUUAACCUGCCUGAUUUUGGUCUUUCGGGUCCAAAGUUAGAUGGCCCUAACUUGGACCUGAAAUCACCUGACCUAGAUAUCUCUGGUCCCAAUCUCAGCGGUGGAAUAAAUGCACCAGACAUAAAGAUGCCCAAGGUUGAUCUUAAAAGCCCCAAACUGGACCUCAAUACCCCAAAGCUCAACUUAGACAUGCCAUCAGGGAAACUGGAGAUGCCAAAACUGGCAAAACCAAAGGCAGAGCUUCAGGCUCCAGACUGGGAUGUUAAUGCUCCGUCAGGAAAAUUGAAAUCUCCUAAAUUCAAUCUUUCAGGUACUUUACCAAAAGGACCAAACAUGGACAUAAACACAGAUCUGAAAUCACCAGACUUUAGUCUGAAAGCUCCUAAGAUAAAGGGUGGAAUUGAUGCCCCUGAAUUGGACUUGCCUAAUAUGGACCUUAAAGCUCCCAAGUUCAAUGUGAAUACUCCAGAUGUCAACAUUGGAUCACCCAAAGCAAAAUUUAAAAUGCCCAAUGUUAAAAUGCCCAAAUUUAACAUCCCAAGCCUAAAAGGACCUGAGAUUGAUGGAAAUUUAGAUGGUCCAGAUGUUAAGGUAAAUGUACCCAAUGUUAAUCUUAAAGGUCCUAAAGCUGAUGUAGGAAUGCCAGAUCUUGAUAUUUCUGGUCCGUCUGGAAAAUUCAAAAAGCCAAAUUUUAACCUGCCUGAUUUUGGUCUUUCGGGUCCAAAGUUAGAUGGCCCUAACUUGGACCUGAAAUCACCUGACCUAGAUAUCUCUGGUCCCAAUCUCAGCGGUGGAAUAAAUGCACCAGACAUAAAGAUGCCCAAGGUUGAUCUUAAAAGCCCCAAACUGGACCUCAAUACCCCAAAGCUCAACUUAGACAUGCCAUCAGGGAAACUGGAGAUGCCAAAACUGGCAAAACCAAAGGCAGAGCUUCAUGCUCCAGACUGGGAUGUUAAUGCUCCGUCAGGAAAAUUGAAAUCUCCUAAAUUCAAUCUUUCAGGUACUUUGCCAAAGGGACCAAACAUGGACAUAAACACAGAUCUGAAAUCACCAGACUUUAGUCUGAAAGCUCCUAAGAUAAAGGGUGGAAUUGAUGCCCCUGACUUGGACUUGCCUAAUAUGGACCUUAAAUCUCCCAAGUUCAAUGUGAAUACUCCAGAUGUCAAUAUCGGUACACCAAAAGCAAAAUUUAAAAUGCCCAAAUUUAAAAUGCCCAAAUUUAACGUCCCAAGCCUAAAAGGACCUGCACUUGAUGGAAAUUUAGAUGGUCCGGAUGUUAAUGUUAAUGUACCCAAUGCCAAUCUUAAAGGUCCUAAAGCUAAUUUAGAAAUGCCAGAUGUUGAUGUUACUGGGCCAUCUGGAAAAUUCAAAAAGCCAAAUUUUAACAUGCCUGAUUUUGGUCUUUCUGGUCCAAAGUUAGAUGGCCCUAACUUGGACCUGAAAUCACCUGACCUAGAUAUCUCUGGUCCCAAUCUCAGCGGUGGAAUAAAUGCACCAGACAUAAAGAUGCCCAAGGUUGAUCUUAAAAGCCCCAAACUGGACCUCAAUACCCCAAAGCUCAACUUAGACAUGCCAUCAGGGAAACUGGAGAUGCCAAAACUGGCAAAACCAAAGGCAGAGCUUCAUGCUCCAGACUGGGAUGUUAAUGCUCCGUCAGGAAAAUUGAAAUCUCCUAAAUUCAAUCUUUCAGGUACUUUACCAAAAGGACCAAACAUGGACAUAAACACAGAUCUGAAAUCACCAGACUUUAGUCUGAAAGCUCCUAAGAUAAAGGGUGGAAUUGAUGCCCCUGACUUGGACUUGCCUAAUAUGGACCUUAAAGCUCCCAAGUUCAAUGUGAAUACUCCAGAUGUCAACAUUGGAUCACCCAAAGCAAAAUUUAAAAUGCCCAAAUUUAAAAUGCCCAAAUUUAACGUCCCAAGCCUAAAAGGACCUGAGAUUGAUGGAAAUUUAGAUGGUCCAGAUGUUAAGGUAAAUGUACCCAAUGUCAAUCUUAAAGGUCCUAAAGCUGAUGUAGGAAUGCCAGAUCUUGAUAUUUCUGGUCCGUCUGGAAAAUUCAAAAAGCCAAAUUUUAACAUGCCUGAUUUUGGUCUUUCGGGUCCAAAGUUAGAUGGCCCUAACUUGGACCUGAAAUCACCUGACCUAGAUAUCUCUGGUCCCAAUCUCAGUGGUGGAAUAAAUGCACCAGACAUAAAUAUGCCCAAGGUUGAUCUUAAAAGCCCCAAACUGGACCUCAAUACCCCAAAACUAAACUUGGACAUGCCAUCGGGGAAACUGAAGAUGCCAAAACUGACAAAACCAAAGGCAGAGCUUCAGGCUCCAGGCUCCAAAAAGCCACAUUUGAAGAUGCCUGGUAUGGGGUUUUCUGGUCCAAACUUUGACCUCAAGUCACCAGAUCUUAAGGCCGAAUUACCGAAAGGACCAAAUUUAAACAUGAAUUCAGACCUGAACACUAAGGAUUUGAAUCUCAAAGCUCCAAAGAUGAAAGGUGGUAUAGAUGCCCCCAAAUUAGGCUUACCAAACAUGGACCUUAAAGCUCCCAAUUUAGAUAUGAACACUCCAGAUGUCAAUGUUGGUUUCCCUAAUGCAAAUUUCAAAAAGCCCAAAAUCAAGAUGCCAAAAGGCCCUAAUGUUGACAUAAAUGGGGACCUACAGGGGCCUGAUCUAAAUAUCCCAAAUGUAGAUGUUAAUGGCCAAAAAGGAAAAUUUAAAAUGCCAAGUUUAAAUGCACCAGAACUCAGUCUCUCUGGACCUAAGGCAAGAACACCAGACAUUAAUCUUUCAGGCCCUAAACUGAAAGGCCCUGGUUUAAGUAUGCCAGACUUGCCGGAUGCCAGGUUCAAAGGUCCCAAGUUAGACCUCAAUGCAAAACGUCCUGAUCUAGGAAUAAGUGGUAACAUAGAGUCGCCUGACAUCUUUACUGACUUUACUACCCCUCAAGUCAGAGGAGGAAUAAGAGGUCCAGAUGCUGACAUGACUGUACCCUCAGGAAACUUCCAGAAUCCUCAGACUGAUCUUGAUUUGGCAGACAGAAAAUUCAAACUUCCUUCUUUCAAGCUGCCUCAGUUUGGAGGCUCAGAUCUUAAUAGGACAUCAUCUGAUAUUGACUUUAGUGCAUCAUCGAGACCAACAAAGCUGAAUAUUUCUCCUCCAAAUGCAAAACUAAAUAUGAAACAACAAGAGUUUCAUGGGGAUUUCACAGGACCAAAUGUUAGUGCACCAAACAUGGACCUCAGCAUGCCGACAGCAGAAAUGCAGAAUCCACAGCUGCAUUUAAAAUCUCCACAUCUUGACAUUGAUGAUCCUUCACUAGAUUUCAAAGGGGGUUCUUAUAAGAAGCGCAGAUCAGAUACCACAGGGGUAAACAUGAGAAUGCCUACCCUAGACAUAGAUGGAGAUCCCAGACUUCGUCACACUAAUAGACAGUCACCUAGGACCAAAGUAAGGUCCAGCUACCCUAUGGUGGAUGCUCAUUUAGAUCACCACAUUGAUUACAACCAUUCAGAUCUCAAUAUUGAUGAUUUCACAGAAGUGGAUCAUGUGCCUAGAGCCAGAGGUUCAAAACUGGACCUUAAGGCACCGUCAGGUAUUAAUAUUGACAUGAGGGACCCCAGACAUACCGGAAGAAUUCCUCCUGGUAAUAUAAAUAUAUCGUCAAAGCACCAGAGAACAAAGCAGCCAACACCUAAUGCACAUUUGUCUGAAGAUCCAAGAAUAAGGGUACCUGACACUCAAGAUGGAUACUAUAUCACUGCUUUUCAAACUGAAGCACAAAAUCAAAGAAUGCCAAACCGCAAAUAUAACACACUUGGGGGGCCUGAUUUUCCUCUAAGAAAUAUGGACCUUGAAGUACCAGGUGAAAAUGACCAAAAAGGGUCAACUUUCUUUUUCUCCAACCUCAUGUAGCUUUCAAACCACUGAUGUUUCCAUAAGCAUGCCAAAGGUUUAAUUUAGUGUGCUUUUUAUAUUUUGGUUUAUUUAUUGUGACUGUUGUGUGAUAUUGUAUGAUUAAUGCAUAUUCAUUUUUUUUUUUUUAUAUAAUUCAAUCUUGUUGUUUUCUAUGAUGCAAGCUACAUUACAAUGCAAAAUUUUUGCACUUUUUUUAUAUUAAGUUUAAACUUUUCACAUUUUGUAAUUUGCGCAAUACAGUACUGAUUUGAAAAGUAUCUAUGUACAGAAAAGUUAAGUUGUGGCACCCAAAACCUCCAAAAUCUCCACAUUUUUAUGUUUACUACUGAUUUUGGUACUCACUUUUUUUUUUAAAUUGAUUUUAGGCUACUUAUAAAAAAUGAAAGGGUGCAAGUUUUUUUGUAAUAUAUUAACUGAAUGUUAAAAUAUCCAAAGUUAUAUUUUAUAUUCAUUGGGUAUGUGUACAAUUGAGUUUAUGUAAUUUUUACAAUCUUUUUUGCUUCAACAGAGUUUUUCCGUCAACAGUUUUGAGCAAUAACAUUAUAAAUGAAGUUCACAAUAUUUUAGGCAAUUUUAAAAGUCACUAUUUAGUGAUUGGUUAAGUUCUGUGUGUGUAGCAUGAAGAGACUACAAACUUUCUUUUCAUUAUACACUCUUGUGUUGUAUAAUGAUAAAUAAACUACCUUGAAAUG
Molecule: messenger RNA, 5513 nt
Organism: Micropterus salmoides (largemouth bass)
Lineage: Eukaryota; Metazoa; Chordata; Actinopteri; Centrarchiformes; Centrarchidae
Product: neuroblast differentiation-associated protein AHNAK
Exons: 1
Coding region: 37-4818 (1593 amino acids)
Biological process (GO): regulation of RNA splicing
Cellular component (GO): nucleus; costamere; cytoplasm
Source: RefSeq, a predicted model, not a curated record